Colossoma macropomum (tambaqui) is the source of this 1644-nucleotide messenger RNA. RefSeq names its product transmembrane protein 125b (gene tmem125b). The transcript is spliced from 2 exons. The coding region runs from base 910 to 1563 and encodes 217 amino acids. Lineage: Eukaryota; Metazoa; Chordata; Actinopteri; Characiformes; Serrasalmidae. The record is from RefSeq and is a predicted model, not a curated record.
CUGACUAAAGGUACUGAGAUACCCCAGUGACAAGAGUGGUACCACCCCAGUGACAGUUUAGUCCUCUUAUUUCUGAGAGUGUACAGUGUGAUAAGGUAUCAGUGCAGCCCCAGUCUUUUCUCCACCACUGCUCGUAAUGCAUGAUAACAAUGCCCUGAUGAGAUCAGAUGGCUUUUGUGGUAAAAGUGCUGUUUCAGGCUGCGUGUUAGUGAGUAAGGCCAGGCUGGGGGUCUCAGCAGUGCUUCUGGGUUUAGAUCACGUGAAUGACAGCAUCCCCGCAGUGACAGAACAGCCUUUAUGCUCUCCAGUGUGACAUCAGGGCUGAUCUGGAGGCCGGCAUGUUCCUCCGCUCGGCCUAUUGUGUCUCCCACAAUGCCCUGAAAGAUCUCACUGCUUCUCCGCGAGUGGCCGUCUGCCCGCUGCCUUCCUGAGCCCCCCAGAGCCGUCUGUGGGUGCGUAUGUGUGUGGUCACUGUUCUCAGCCACACCAUUCAGCAGUGAGCAAUGAGACCUCUCCCACUGUCAUUGUGCAGAAGGGCCAGAUAGGAGAAGAACACCAAGGGAGUGCAUGUGUCCACUGUCAUGAUAGUCAGGCACCAGUCACUGGUCAGCUCUUCCCAUGACAGGCCACUGAGAGCGUGCACGAGCUGAGGAAACAAGCGGGCAGGCAGAUACACAGAGGUGAAGGUGCAGGACACACCAGUGUGGGAGUUCGUAGAGUCAUUUACUGCUGCUAAAUCAAGCUUAUGUCCAAGAAUAUAAACCUCUACAGACAGUAAGAGAGCCGGUCACUCAGGAGAAACUGCCCCUCACUGCUGCUUCAUCAUCAACAUGUGGAAAGUCAGAACAAAUGGAUCUGGAGGACUCACACAUCUGAAGAAGGAAUGACAGAAGUGUGAGCUGAUGUGAGAUGUCUGAGCUGGAGCAGCUGCCCCGACCCCACCUUGCGCCCGCCCUGCACCGCUGGAGACGUGAUGUGGAGGAGCAGGUGGAGCUGUGGUGGUUUGGUGACCCCUGUGUCUCCGUGCUCUGUUACUGCACCUCAGUGACGGUGGUGCUGGGCCUGGGCCUGGCGGGCGUGUUGUUGCUGUCCUCGGCCGGCUCUGCUACUGGCCCCUCGGCGCUGUGGCGGCUGGCCGUGGGCUCCACGCUCUGCCUCUUGGCGCUGGCCGUCCUGCUCAAGCAGCUGCUCAGCUCGGCCGUGCAGGACAUGGGCUGCAUCCGGAGCCGGAGGAGGAUCCUGCAGCUGCGCAGCGGGGGCUCUCUGGACCCUCUGCUCCUGCUGGCCACCGGCCUGGCCUUGAUGGUCUGCGGCGCCGCGCUGCUGCUGGCCUUGAGCCGCUCGGACACGCUGCUCUCCGGGACGGUCCUCCUGGCUAGCGGGGGCGCCGUAGUGCUGGGCGUGGCAGCAUAUGGAACAGUGGUGUAUGUGAAAGAAUGGAGGAGAAGGAGGACAAGAAGGAGGAGGAGGAGGACGAGAAGGAGGGUGAGAGUGUACGCAGUAACAGCACAGAGGAGUCAGCCAUGGAGAGACUCGGCCUCCAGUCAAGCAAGUCUGAUAUGAGAGAUUAGAGGAGCAGAAAUACGACAAAAGAGAAAAGUUUACACAUUAUCUAAGCCACUUAUCCUCCUGGGUUGUGGGGGU